AUGCCUCAGGAUGGCCGUUUCAAUCCCUACGCAGGACCCAACAACCCAGGAGGUCAUGGGAACUCUUUACCACAGCGAUUUCCCAAUCCAAAUCGUGGCUUCCAACCAUCAGACCAUCAUACCCGUCGAUCAACGUCUCCCUCAAAUGAUCAGAAUCCUCCAAGCCAUCAAUCUAACCCAACUCAAUCAACACUCCUUCGAGUUUUUGACACUCUUGCUGAUCAAGCUAAUCUGAACACCGAAAACCGAGAGCGUGCGCGAAUUUGUAGUAAUCGAUUGGAAAACGAUUCUCGAUUAAACGCGUUACUUGUCUACACAGCUCAGUGUCAUCAAGACAUUAUCCAAAGACUCGGUCAACCAACAGGAUCCGAAGCCCCUUCUAAUUCACCAAGCACCACUACUUCAACUAACUCUGCUCCUGUGUGGACACCUAACGAAGAACUCAAGAAAACCUGCGUGAAAGUCCUCCUGGAGUCUAUCACCGACCCUACCCUUCAAGCUUAUACUCUUACCGAUGGUGUUAUCUCCGUAGCAAGCGAGAAGAGGACACUCACUCACUCACUUGAGAUGAUUGCUCAAAUUGCACUGCAACGCAAGGAUGAUGCUUGGAAGACUCGGAACUUUCCACCAGGAUGGACUAGUAAAAGUCGAUUUCCCAAGGAGGUCAUCACGCUCAUCAAGCACAAAGCAAAAAAUGCCCGAGAGAGAUUACAUGACAUUCUCCGUCACAAUGCUAAGCCCAAUCACGGAUUUGUGAGCGACCCGCUUCCAACUUUAGAAGAUAUCUAUCUAUCUUUGCCGACAGAUUAG
Molecule: messenger RNA, 810 nt
Organism: Melampsora larici-populina 98AG31
Lineage: Eukaryota; Fungi; Basidiomycota; Pucciniomycetes; Pucciniales; Melampsoraceae
Exons: 7
Coding region: 1-810 (269 amino acids)
Source: RefSeq, a predicted model, not a curated record